Molecule: messenger RNA, 843 nt
Organism: Heterotrigona itama
Lineage: Eukaryota; Metazoa; Arthropoda; Insecta; Hymenoptera; Apidae
Source: the annotation of a GenBank genome assembly
GGCUUGAAGAAAUAUAACAGUUAUUACAUUAGUCCUCUAUAUGUUUUGGCUGGAUGUCAGAUACAAAUAAUAAAAAAAUCAGAUAAUAAGUUACAAGUGAAUAAAAAUGAAUGAUGUGUCUUAUUAUGUGUUAUUGCCUUAAAUUCUUCGAAUAUCGAAUAAUUCAGCUGCAGGAAUGGCUAAUCUACCCUCCCAUGGAAUCUAUUAUUGGCCUUGUAUCUUCUUGAAUCUGCCUUAUGCGUACUUCACACUGGUUAGUUCAAUAUAGUGGGAAACGUUCCUUAUAUCGGUUAAAAAGUACGACAGAAAAAAAAAAAUAAAAAAUUGUCGACUUUCACAAUGUAACUACACUUGUUGAUGAUUAAUUACUGGACUUUAGGUUAUUAUUUGAGACGUCUUAUUUUAAAGGUGGCACAAGUGAUGAAAAAUGGCGUCCCUGCGAAAUUAUUGAGAGAAGUACAAGUAUCCAAGAUAUCAAAUGCAAACAAAUCUUCCCGAAAGUUGGCAUCUUCUAGGCAUCUCCUAGUUAAAACUUAAACGUCUUGAUUUAAACGCAGUGAAAGUUGUGCCACUUUCAAGAUAAAUGGCUCAUUUUUAAAAUUAGAUUAUUAAGAGCAGAGUUAUCGAAGGCCAACAAAUGCAAACAAGAAUGUAAAAAUCGAUAAAUUCGACCUCGACUUCGAUUGUGAUUUGAUAACAUUUAUCUUUUAAUGUUAUUAAUAUAUACUAAUGUAUACUAAUGUGUAGUAAUGUACAAUAAUACUAUUGAAUUAACAAAAGCGUUAUAUAUAUAUAAUAUAUAUACAAUUUUAUAUUUAUUAAAUAAAUAUAUAUAGUAUAUAA